Messenger RNA from Astyanax mexicanus (Mexican tetra), 2435 nucleotides. RefSeq names its product macrophage mannose receptor 1-like. The transcript is spliced from 7 exons. The record is from RefSeq and is a predicted model, not a curated record. The coding region runs from base 56 to 1897 and encodes 613 amino acids. Lineage: Eukaryota; Metazoa; Chordata; Actinopteri; Characiformes; Acestrorhamphidae.
UGUUGUAUGCUAAACCCACACGCCACUGAUUCUGGUGGAAGUGUUUGGUGAAAAUAUGGCAACCAUCCUGAUCUUCCUCCUCCUGGUCCUCUUCCCAGACUUUUCUUCUGCAGAACAAAGUCCUCUCAGAACUUUCCAUCUCAUUGAGAAGAAUAUGAAUCAGUCUGAAGCUCGAGCAGCUUGUAGAGAGAACUACACUGAUCUGGUCACUGUGUGCAGUGAAGAAGAGAACACUGCACUGAUUAAUCUGAUCAACACUCUGCCUGCAAACAGUAAAGUCUUGUUUGGUCUUCAGCGCAGUCAGUUCAGUUCUAAAUGGUCUAAUGGUGAUGAAGUUACAUUCAGUGCUCUGACUGGAAGCUGUGGGCCAAAGCCCUGCUGUGCUGCUAUGAAGACUAAUGCAUCCUGGGACAAUAUAACGUGCACAGAGAAAAGAAACUUCAUGUGUUAUAAACAAGAUCAGACUGACCUCACCUUCAGCUAUCACCUGAUCACUGAGAAUAAGACCUGGUAUGAAGCUCAGAGUUACUGCAGGAAGAUCUACACUGAUCUGGUCAGCAUCAGAGAUCAGGAGCAGAAUGAAGCAGUGAAGAUAGCAGGGAUGAAGAGCAGUGAUUCCUUCUGGAUUGGUCUGCUGCGUGAUGACUGGGAGUGGGCUGAUGGAGGAAGAUCUGCUUACAGAAACUGGGUGGAUGGUCAACCUCGAUCAUCAUCAAACUGUACACAGCUGACUGCGAACGGGAAAUGGCAGGCAGUGACGUGCAAUAAUGUUGUGGAUGCUGUUCUGUGCUACAACACAUCUGUCAGUGAUGACCGUAUGAGCGGCACUCUGAACUACUGUAGGAAAGUCUUUUCUCCUGCAGAACAAAACAAUCGUCUCACAACUUUCCAUCUCAUAGAGAAGAACCUGACUCAGUCUGAAGCUCGAGCAGCUUGUAGAGAGAACUACACUGAUCUGGUCACUGUGUAUAAUGAUGAAGACAUCACUGCACUGAUCAGACUGACUGGUAUCGGCUCUGCAUGGACUGGUCUGUACAGGAAUCAGUCCAGUGUAAAAUGGUCUAAUGGUGAUGACGUUACAUUUAGAAAUCAGGAGACUGGAGACUGUGGCUCAUUGCCCUGCUGUUCUACUAUGAAGGCUGAUGGUUCAUGGGACAAAAUUCAGUGUACACAGACAAGAAACUUCAUGUGUUACAAACAAGAUCAGACUAACCCCAGUUAUUAUCUGAUCACUGAUCAGUCUCUGACCUGGUAUGAAGCUCAGAGUUAUUGCAGGAAGAUCUACACUGAUCUGGUCAGCAUCAGAGAUCAGGAGCAGAAUGAAGCAGUGAAGAAAGCAGGGAUGAAGACAAAAGAUCCCUUCUGGAUUGGUCUGCUGCGUGAUGACUGGCAGUGGGCUGAUGGAAAAAGAUCUCUUUACAGAAACUGGUGGGACGAUCACCCUAAAUCUUCUCCAGCAGACUGUGUGAAACUGGUAUCAGGAAAAAUGUAUUCAGUACCGUGCAGUAAUACUGGAUCUGCUCUGUGCUACAGCACUUCCCUCCAUGUCAGUGAAGACCGUAUGAACUGGGAGAACGCUUUGUACUACUGUAAGAAAGAUAACAGGGCUGGUCUGCUGCACAUUCAUACUGAAUCUGACCACACUAAGGUGAAGAAUGAGCUCAGGAGGAGGGGUAUCUCUGGGACUUUGUGGGUGGGGCUUGGACAGAGCCAACUUUUUGGUUUCUGGUUUUGGUCUGAUGGGAGUGGUUUGGGUUCCUGGACCAACUGGGUGGGAAGGCAAGUCCCACAACUUCCAUUGUCUCAGCACUGCGGUGCCAUAGACACAGAGCAAGACUUCAAAUGGCUCGAUAAGAACUGUAGAUACGCAUUCAGGGUUUUAUGUACAGUGAAAUAAUCAAACUGAUCCUAUUCAUAUAUCCAGUGUGUUACACACACCCAAGUGCAGGCAAUGGAUGUUUAAUAGGUUUAUGUGUGUUUGAGCUUUUGCUUUAAAUUACCUUUUAAGUGCUUUAUGAGUUGGGGUUGGGUAUGGAUUUGCUGUUUUCAUAGGUGGUUAGUUUCUGUUUCUCUGAAAUGCAUCAAUGUAAUUAUUUCAUUUUUCUUAUUCUACUAAACGUUUCUCUCUCUGGUUUAUUAAGAAAAGCUUUAUUAAGCUACUACAAUUAUUGCCUAAUGCACAGUUUCUUAAACUGGGGGUCAGCAGUUCUACUGUGGCUCACAGAAAAAUAGAUGUGGUUAUAUCUCUUCUAUAUAUCAUUUUCAGUUAUGUCCAUGUAUCAUAUCAGGUUUUGUUUUUUAGCCCAGUUACAGUGGCUGGUUGGGGGGCCUCCAACUAAAACAGUUGAGAACCCCUGAUGUAAUGUAAUAUAUAGGAUAAUUUGUUAAAAGUUAUAAAAAAAAAUAUUUUCAAUAAAACAAAUUACUAAAGGCAA